AUGUCUUCAAUCCUGUCUCACAAUGACACAUAUAACAUUAUCCAAUUUACAGGCGAGGGAGCCUAUGGGGAGGUGACCUGCUGUCGUAAAAGAAGUACUGGUCAGUUUGUUGCUAUCAAGACUCUAAAAUAUGGUAGCUGCAGUGCCGCAGAAGUAAGGAUGUUAAAACUCUUGCAAAAUGAGGAUGGAGACAAGUUUCAUAUUGUAAAACUUCUUGAAUGCUUCCACAUAGAUGCAAAAUCUUACCUUGUAUUUGAACUAAUGGAGCAGAACUUGCAAGACUUCCAGAAUGCUAACAACUCUGCCCCUCUCCCUGUCAAGCAUAUUCGGACCAUUGCCAUCCAGUUGCUGAGGGCUUUGGAUAAGCUUAAGGAAUUGUCUAUUAUCCACACAGACAUCAAGCCAGACAAUAUCAUGUUUGUGGAACACAUGCGGUUUCCUUUCAGAGUCAAAGUGAUCGACUUUGGCUCGGCCAGUAUAUUGCCUGAGGUUCAACAUAUUCGAGACCCAUACAUCCAGGCCAGAUACUACAGAUCUCCAGAGAUCCUCUUAGGGUUGCCUUUCUGUGAAAAGUUGGAUAUGUGGUCCCUCGGUUGUGUGCUCGCUGAGCUUCGUCUUGGUAGCCCUUUGUAUCCUGGUAAAAAUCAAUACGAUCAGAUCAGAAUCAUUGUUGAAACACAAGGCCAACCCCAUGAUUAUCUGCUCAAUCAAGCAAGUAAAGCUCAUCUUUUCUUCAAAAGAAACUCCUGUUCUCAUUCAGGUCACCAGUGGCAACUUAAGCCAUUGCCUGAGUACCAAAUGAAGAUGUUUAUGCAACCUUUGGAGCCAAGAAGACGUACUUUGAAGUCACUUGAUGAACUUGAAACAUUCAGCAUCAUCAAAACUUUGUUCCCAAAUGGCGAGGAUAUAGCCGAGUUCCAUGAUUGCAACAGCAUGGUAGACCUUGUGAAGAGAAUGCUGAGCUUUGAUCCCAAAAAUCGCAUUUCUCCAAGAACUGCUUUACGACAUCCAUUCAUCACUAUGGAGCAACUGGAGAAGAACUAUAAGCAUACAAAGUAUUAUGACCUGUCUGUUCAAGGCCUUGCUGCUGCUUUGAAUUAUGUUGGAACUGAAAAUAACAGAAAUAGUUGCCAUCAGCUUCAGGAGUCUCAUAAUGCAAAUACUGUGCGUCGUGACAAUAUGCAGGACCAACCUAAUCACAGGACUGCCUUUGUCCAAACAGUAGUUGACAAAAGGGACAAUUUCACUAUUGAAAAGUCAGGAAAAAUGCAUAAGCUUAUGAUGCCCUGUGAGGAAACAAUCAGUUUAGUCCACCAGCCCUUUCCUCCUUGCACACAAGAUGCCAGAUACCUCCCUUACCCACAUCAAGAAAAUUGUCAGCAGAUAUCUUGGUAUGUACACAGGCAAGCUGCUACCAACCUACCUCCGUCUCACCUGUCAAGGUCAGAUCAUUCUUUUGGGAAUGUGAUUCCACUUGAUCAGAUGUCUGAUAAGAACAGAAACACCAGUACACUCUCAACUGUCUCCCAGUCAAUGAAAAAAGGUCAAGAGAAUGAAGAUAACAAAUCUGAAAAAUAUUCUUCAAGAUCUUCUGUAACAGAGGAGAAACAUAUUACGAAAGCUCAAAUAAAGGAAACAGCAAAAGUACAACUGAAUAAUCCCAGUGCAAAAGAAAAUAAUCCUGCACUGGCAAAAUAUUACAUACAUCUGAAGAGGAGUGCCACGAAGGCCUUAAUUCGGAGAGAAAACAUGGGGGCAAUGUUGGGAUUCGCAAGCCCAAUUCACAGGGACUGCUCUUGUGCUGGGACAAAGCAGAGCCUGAAAACUGGGGUGCACCUGCACAAACAGCAGAAUUCUAUUCCAACAGGACCAUGUAUGUCAAACCUGAGAAAUACCGAAAAAACACCAGUCCUCGUAAUACAUAAGCAGGAACAGCUAAGAAACAACUAUGCUGAUGAAGUUCUAAAGAGUGGUGAGAAUUAUACUACACAUCUUUCAGGAAUUCAAGCAUUGCAUUAUUCUUUAGAAAAUAUAGUGAAACCCUCAUCCUUUCCUAAUUAA
Carcharodon carcharias (great white shark) is the source of this 2061-nucleotide messenger RNA. RefSeq names its product homeodomain-interacting protein kinase 4-like. The record is from RefSeq and is a predicted model, not a curated record. The coding region runs from base 1 to 2061 and encodes 686 amino acids. The transcript is spliced from 3 exons. Gene Ontology annotation, molecular function: protein serine/threonine kinase activity; ATP binding; protein tyrosine kinase activity. Lineage: Eukaryota; Metazoa; Chordata; Chondrichthyes; Lamniformes; Lamnidae. Gene Ontology annotation, biological process: peptidyl-serine phosphorylation; peptidyl-threonine phosphorylation. Gene Ontology annotation, cellular component: nucleus; cytoplasm.